AUGCUCGCCGCCAGCAUUCGAGCGCGCGCAUUGCCUUUGUGCGCAACCCUUGGCACUCCUCGACGAACCUCGGACUUCUUGCACCCACACAUCCUCUCACGCUCUAAGGCUUUACUGAACUCAAGUCUUGCACACCAUCACAGCACAUUUCGACUUUAUACGACAUCCAGCCCACCUUCACGAAAUGCCAGCGCAUCAGCACCACGCAGCACUCCUCAGCGUCAACCCCUCCUUUCUCGUUUCCUGCCUACAUUAUUCACCUCUUCUUCAUUGAAGGAUAAUCCAUCUACAUCGUCAUUCAAGAAGAUAGUCUCUCUCGCACGCCCAGAGCGCCGCCCACUGCUUAUUGCUGUUGGGCUGCUUCUCGUGUCCUCAUCUGUAUCGCUUAGCAUCCCAUUCACGGUUGGAAAGCUUAUUGAUUUCUUCACAUCAUCAAACCCGGCUAUUCCAUUCGGUCUCACACUGACUCAGGCAUCCGCGCUGCUGCUUCUUACAUUCACUAUUGGCGGAGCGGCUAACGCGGGUCGCGCGUUUCUUAUGCGCAUGUCAGGGCAGCGCAUUGUUGCACGCCUCCGACAGCGCACAUACGCUGCGUCUCUCAGACAAGAAAUCGAAUACGUCGAGCGGGGUGAAGGCGACGUGCUCAGUCGACUGACUGUUGACAGCAGCGUCGUAGGGGAGAGUGUCACACAAAAUCUCUCGGAUGGUCUCCGUGCUGUUGUGAUGUCUUUUGCUGGUUUGGGGGCGAUGUUUUACCUGUCUCCUACACUUACCCUAUUGAUGCUUGGCGUGGUGCCUCCCAUCUCUCUUGGGGCGGUAUUCUAUGGAAGAUAUCUGAAGAGGCUUUCAAACCGGACCCAGGAAGCGCUUGGUGAGAUGACUAAGGUCGCUCAGGAGUCCUUGUCGGCUCUACGAACCGUGCAGUCCUUCAAUGCGGCACCUUAUGAAGAGAAAAAGUUUUCGGCGCGCGUCGACCGUGUAUUAACGCUUGCAAGACGUGAAGCCAUCGCUAGCGGCAUAUUCUUCGGAAGCACUGGUUGGAGUGGAAACGUCGUCUUGCUGGCGUUGCUGGGAUACGGAGGUUCGCUUGUGAGCCAGGGCGCGAUUUCCGUCGGCGAGCUGACCAGUCUGUUGAUGUACACGGUCUACGUUGGUAGUGGCCUCCAAAUGUUGACAACUUUCUUCUCGUCUAUCAUGCGCGGAAUAGGCGCUGGAACACGUAUAUUCGAGCUCCUUGACAGAAAGCCCGCUAUCCCACCCGAAUCUGGGUCUGUGCUCGAUGUGGGACGCCGGGGUACCGUACGCUUCGAACAUAUCGCCUUCGAAUACCCGAGCCGUCCUGGAGCCCAGAUCCUCCGCGACUUCAGUUUGGAACUCGGUGUGGGCGAAAGCGUUGCUAUCGUCGGCAAGAGUGGAAGCGGCAAAUCCUCUGUUCAUUCUCUGCUACUGCGGUAUUAUGAUCCUAUCAAGGGCAAAAUUACGUUUGACGGGCAAGACGUAAGGGAGUUCACAUCCAAGUCCUGGCGUAGUAUAAUCGGCGUUGUUCCUCAGGAUCCCGUUUUGUUCACUGGCACCAUCGCGUCUAAUAUUGCCUACGGGAACGAGGAAGCUACACGGGAACAAAUCGAGGCCGCCGCACGCGAAGCGAACUGCGAGUUCGUAUGGGGCCUCCCACGAGGAUUUGACACUGAGAUUGGGCGCCUGAGCCUUAGUGGUGGCCAACGCCAACGGCUAGCCAUCGCACGUGCUCUGCUCAAGAAACCGGCAAUUUUGGCGCUGGAUGAGGCAACGAGCUCUCUGGAUGCAGCAUCCGAGCGGAGGGUCAAUGAUGCUGUUGAUAGGAUCUUGCAGUCACGCAAUACGACUUGUCUAUUCGUUGCUCACAGACUGUCCACGAUCGCACGGGCCGAGCGCAUAGUAGUUCUUGAGGAUGGUCAUAUAACGGAGACCGGCACGUACAGGCAGCUGGUCCAGCGCGAAGGCUCCCGGUUCCGCGAGCUCAUGGCUGCUCAGCUGAACGCGACGGAACCAGGCAUAGAGGUUACCCUCCCUAAUGGCGAGUCCGAAGUCGAAGCGCCGGACGUUGUAGCAGACAAGAGCUUGGACGAACCGAAAGCGCAAGCACAUGUAUGAUGGCCUUCUCGGACGCCGUGGGCCAGCGUAUCAGACACAAGGAGCCACUCAGGAGCCUCGUUGAUGGCCCUGUCUCAGCGGAUCCUGUCCCGUCCCUUGGUCGCUGAUCGCUGAUAUUGCCGCUAGUUGCGUUUCAUGGGCUCGGAUGCCAUCGGAGGCCAUGUGCUGCAGAGAUAAUUCUCUCUGUUGUACAGACAGGAGGGCCAUAGAGUUGUACAUGAGGUAUCUAUCGAUGUAUUUUCAAUCGAAUUCCUGCUCGCACCAUA
Molecule: messenger RNA, 2399 nt
Organism: Heterobasidion irregulare TC 32-1
Lineage: Eukaryota; Fungi; Basidiomycota; Agaricomycetes; Russulales; Bondarzewiaceae
Product: ABC transporter
Exons: 17
Coding region: 1-2133 (710 amino acids)
Biological process (GO): transmembrane transport
Cellular component (GO): membrane
Molecular function (GO): ABC-type oligopeptide transporter activity; ATP binding; ATP hydrolysis activity
Source: RefSeq, a predicted model, not a curated record